CAGAGGGUCUUGGCUCUCCGCUGCAACUGCUGUUACUCAAGAAGAAUGGCGUUUUGGGGGAUUGAGCUGAAACCAGGAAAACCUUAUGUUCAUCAUUUCGGUGAUGACCGGGGGAGACUUCACUUAUCUCAGGCUACUUUAGGCUCAGGUAAGUCAUCCAAAAAGACCAUAGUACAAUGUAAUGUUGGAGAUAAGAAGCCAAUUUAUCUAUGCUCGUUGCUUCCUGAAAAAUUGGAGAAUUGCGCACUGAAUCUUGAGUUUGAGGAAGAUGAGGAAGUUACUUUCUCGGUCAUUGGACCUCAUAGCAUCCAUCUCUCUGGUUUCUUCUUUGGUGAAACCGAAGAUGAUGGUGUCUUAGAUCAUUAUGAGGGGCAUGUUCUUGAGACUGAAAGUGAAACGGAUGAUCCUCUUGAUUAUGAUUCUGAAGAUGAAGAUGAGGAUGACUUCAUUGAUGAUGAUGAUGAUCUUGAGAUGUAUCCAUCUUCACCUAUCCGCAACAGUGGAGUUAAAAUUGAGGAGAUAGUGGAUGAUAAGAAGCCCACCAAGGAAGUCGCCAUAUCUAAGCAAACAAAGAAAAAGGGAAAUCAUGAAGGGGAGUCCGAUAAAAAGGAAAACUCAGGCAAGGAGCUUGUUGUCAGGGGUACUUCUGUUACUCCCAUAUUGGAAAGUGAAGAUGAGGAUGGCUUCCCGAUUUCUUCCCCUGGAAAAAGGAAAAAGGAUGACUUGAUUACCAGAGUAACUGCAAAUGAAACUCAGGAUGAUAAUGCUGGUGAGGAAGCGAUACAAAAGAAAGGCAAAGAUGAUUUUGCCCCUAACAGAAGCUUAAAGAGAAAGGCUGAUGUUGUUGGCCAAGAUGAUGAGCACUCAAGGGAAAUUGGUGAAUCACGUGAUAAUUUAGCUCAAGUCGACAAUGCAGCUCCAGGAAUUGAUACCAAGCAAAAGAAAAAGAACAAAAAGAAAAAGAUUGCUAACAAGGAGGUAAUAGCACACGAAACCAAUGGCAACAAUGAUUUCUCCAAAGAGGAGAAUUCUGGUGAUAUGGUGCAAAAGCGAGUAGCUGACAUGGGAAAUGUUCUGGAGCCAAAUACUGAAAGGGAGAAGGAAAAGAAAAACAAGAAGAAGAAGAAGAAGAAGAAGCAGGAGACACCGGUGAGUUCAGAUCCUGGGCAAACCAUUUCAGAUAAGAUUGGGUCUAAGAUGGAGGUAGAAGAGAAGGCUGAAAAUAAGUCACUUCAAGUGAGGUCCUUCCCUAAUGGGUUGGUCAUAGAGGAGUUGGCCAUGGGUAAACCAGAUGGCAAAAGAGCUACUCCUGGACGAAAGGUUAGCGUCCUAUAUAUUGGAAAACUGAAGAAAAAUGGCAAAAUAUUUGACUCUAACAUUGGAAGAGCACCAUUCAAAUUUCGUUUAGGCAUUGGACAAGUCAUUAAAGGAUGGGAUAUUGGUGUUAAUGGCAUGCGCACUGGGGACAAAAGAAGGCUGACAAUUCCACCAGCCAUGGGUUAUGGAGCUCAAGGUGCUGGUGCAGCUAUACCACCAAACUCCUGGCUGGUUUUUGAUGUUGAGUUAGUUGAUGUGAAUUGAUGGGAUUUGUUUCUGGACAGUUACAUUCCUUUUCUGAAGAGUGGAACAUUUUCCUGCGAGAAUUUUGCUUCCCAAAUUUGUUACUGUUUGUACAGUAGUUGCAAGCAGCAAGCUCAUUAAUUAGACCCCAAAUUUUGUUGGAAUUUUUCGAGUGUUAAUGUCAUAUAUACCCUAUGGUGUCGAAAAACAGUUGCCCAAAUAGCAGAAGCAUUUUCUAUGAGAAAAUAUAAUUGAU
Molecule: messenger RNA, 1816 nt
Organism: Coffea eugenioides
Lineage: Eukaryota; Viridiplantae; Streptophyta; Magnoliopsida; Gentianales; Rubiaceae
Product: peptidyl-prolyl cis-trans isomerase FKBP53-like
Exons: 11
Coding region: 46-1581 (511 amino acids)
Molecular function (GO): peptidyl-prolyl cis-trans isomerase activity
Source: RefSeq, a predicted model, not a curated record